CUGUUCAAUUUUAUGAAGCUCAAAUUCUUUGACAAGAUGGCGGGUGGAAGCGGCGAACCUCAAGCUAUUGAUUUGAUGCAGUUGGCUCUCCCUCAGCUGAAUAUGCUGAAGGAAGAGAUCGAACAGGAAGUUGAGGUGUUACAGGGAUCUCUUCAGCAACUGAAGAUAGCCCAAGGACGCUUCAUUGAAUCUACCGACAGUCUGAAUAAGUUCAAAAAACCAGAAUCUGAAGGAAAAGAAAUUCUUGUCCCCUUGACAUCUUCUCUAUACGUUCCGGGCAAGUUGAAAGACAUCAAUAACGUUCUUAUAGAUAUAGGCACAGGUUUCUACAUAGAGAAGACGUUACCCCAAGCCCAAGGGUACUUCAAGAGAAAGGUUGACUUUGUCACUAAGCAGAUGGAGAGGGUUCAGCCGGUAUUGAUAGAGAAAUCAAAGAUGAGACAAGUUGUGACAGAGGUUAUGAACAUGAAGAUUCAAGCUCAGAUGUCCGCAACACAAGGUCAAGGGGUCAAGUCGUAGCAACCUUCGCUUUCGCUGUACUUACUCUACUUUGCAUUUUGAUGUUUGUGAGCACCGGAUUGUCUGGAGGUCUUUGUUUUUUUGUGUGUGAAAUCGAUGAGACGCUAGACCAAUUCUGGCGCGCUCACAGUGGCCCCCAGUUAUGGCGGUAGCAUUGUGCAAGCUAUUGGUCAGAGUAACUGUCAUGUAGUGGUUGUCUUGUUCAGCAAAGUGCUUCUCCUAUUGCUGGAACCACUAGGAGUAUGUUGACCAAUUUAUGCCCGGAUAUGUUUGUAUGUACUUUAUUUCAAUAUUCACCCUUCUAAACCCAAAAUAUUAUAGAAAAACAAGGAAGUUGUAUAGGGGUCUCUCACCGAUGCAUAUGACCUGGCCUAAAGCCGGGUACCGGAAAUUCAGUGUUGCGAUUGUAGACAAAGAUCUUAUAGUGCCGUGCGCAGAGGUAGUAGGCAAGCCUUCAAAGCUGUGAUGGAUGACCAAAAAAACCUGAGAGAGAAAUGCAGUUACCCAGUGCCGGGUUGACAUGAUUAUGACAACUGUACACGGCACAGUUAGUGACCAUUAUGCCAUUUGAUAAAGAAUUCACGGUUAUUUUAUGUGGAAAAAAAAACUUACUGUGUAUUUACAAUGCGCGGCGUGAUUGCUCACCAAACGCUCGCCUACUGCAAUGGUGGUCGAUCACGGGAAAACCUUAUGGUCAUUUGGUACUUUGAUGUUUUACGAUCGGAACCUAUAGAUUCUUGCAUAGAGUUCCCUUCCUAAUGACAGGUUUUGUUAUUUAAAUUCAGUGACAAAAGUAAAAAGAGUCUGCUCAUACUAUCACAGAUAAACAAGAGUUUCCUCAGUGAGGCAGCCCUGUGCUAGGGGGUUCAUUGGGUGAAUCGUAGGGCUCCCUUUUGGGCAAACAUUGAGGCAAAAUGUUAUGGCAGGUUUCUUUGCUACAUCCCCAGUUAAAAAAACAAGAUACACCUUCAAAUGGUAUUUUUUUUUAUCAAAACAGGUCUGCCAAAUUAGCCCACUUUAAAUGGUUUGUACAUUACUUUGAAUUUGUAUUUCGUUAGUGAUAAUAAAACGUAUGCAAUCACGCGA
Patiria miniata (bat star) is the source of this 1605-nucleotide messenger RNA. It is a transcript of the gene pfdn5, whose product is annotated as prefoldin subunit 5-like. Bases 13 to 519 code for a protein of 168 amino acids. The record is from RefSeq and is a predicted model, not a curated record. NCBI's taxonomy places the organism in Eukaryota, Metazoa, Echinodermata, Asteroidea, Valvatida, Asterinidae. The transcript is spliced from 6 exons. Gene Ontology annotation, biological process: regulation of DNA-templated transcription; protein folding. Gene Ontology annotation, cellular component: prefoldin complex; cytoplasm.